UUCUGCUCCGGUGACGGCCGCCUCGUCGCGGGCAGAUGGGAUCCCAUCUCUCCCCUCCGUGGGGCGCUCUCUUCUACUCCGUCGUCAAGAGCUCCGAGGGUCGGGUCGUUUUAUCUCCUCCGACCAGCGAGUUGUGAGCUACCAUGAGGAGCUGCUACUCGUCUUUGGAGGGAAUGGCAGGAAGCAAGCUGAGUUGGUUGAGGAAUGGGAUUGGUUGAUGCAAUCAUGCAACUGAAAAUCUGUGCAAUUUCCACCCUCGUAUAUUGCAGAACACUGGAGAGAAAUGCCCUUUCUAAUUGAUUUGGGAGGUAGGUGAUUGGCUACCUGCUUCUGCUGCUGACACAGGAAAAUGCAUUUUUGGGUAGAGUGAUUUGGACUGAUCUUUCUCUCACAACGGCCAUGUCUGGUCAUGCCUGAAUGGCAGCUUCCGUGUGCUGAGUAGAGUCAGAUGUGCUGCUGCUUAUGGAAAUUGGAAGCACUAUGCACACUUAGAUCAUGUUUCAUGUUGGGCGUUGUAGGAUUCUCUGGUAAGAAAGGUAAAUUGCUGAUGGCGGCAGUGUAGGAUCUGAUUAGCUUGCACAUGUAAAUUCGCUGAAAUACCCUGAAAUGACUGCCGAAAGGAAGCGUUGUCACUAAUUCCUCACUAUAAAAAAAAUAUCAAAGAUAAUCAGAUCGUUUUGUUGUUUCGAGCUAGAGUAGACUAGAUCAGAGGGCAUUUCUUUGCGCAAGUUGAAUUCCAAAGUUGUUCUAAUAUCUAGUUUAAACAAUAGCAGCAACACUUGAACACGUAUGCAUGGGCGAAACAGAUGGCAACUAUCGAUAUUCGAUCACUGUUCUGAAUAUUUUGCUCUGACAAUUUCAAGUUCUACCUUGAGAAAGUAUAUUUUCUGCCACCACCAGAUGCAUAAAUUAAUGAAUAAAAUUUUCAAACUUCAACAACAAGCGAUAAGAUUAUCAAUUGUACAGCAUGAUACUUCAAUUCGCUCAAGGUCAUACGUCAGUUGGUACUUACAAGAAGGAAAGCCCCAUUGACUUGGCUGCUCAUUGUCAACAAUAUCUUCAUUGCUCUAUGCACGGAUGGUGCUUGAUGCUUCCAGCCCCAGGAGUGCCAACUGCAAGUCGCUCUUGACUUUAUUCUUGCGAUUCCAUUCUGUAAGAAUCAGACAUUUGCUUGACCAAAGAAAAUGUCCAUAUCAUUAUUUGUUGUCACUGGAAUUUCCUUGAACUUCCGCACCUAUCAACUUCACGACGCAGGUAUUCAGACACUUUGGACUAUUAUAUAUUUAUAAACAGACUAUUAGCUUCUUUCACAAGGAAAAGAGAAGGCAUGGUGGAAGUUUUGAAAUUUUAAUUCAGAGCCAUAUCAUUCUUGGACUUAGUGCUGUCACCAUGAUUUUCUUCGAAUUUCCACAGUCAUCAACUUCAGAAUGAGGACUCACAAAGCUCAAGGGAUGGAGAUAGCAGCUAGAACCACCUUCUUCCUGUUGUUUGCUAAUGUCAUUUUUGCUCAUAGGGCUACUGUGAGUGGAGCAGCAACACUCAAUGUUGGAGUGAUCCUCAACUUGCAGUCGUUGGUGGGCAAGAUGGCACGCACCAGCAUUUUGAUGGCCAUGGAAGAUUUCUAUGUGGUCCAUGGGAACUAUACAACAAAGAUCGUUCUUCACAUCAGAGAUUCCAAUGCAGACAAUGUCCAAGCUGCAUCAGAAGCUGUUGACCUGCUGGAGAAUUACAAUGUCAGAGCCAUUAUUGGUCCACAAAAAUCUUCAGAGGCUACUUUUGUUUCUGAUCUUGGGAAUAAGAGUCAAGUACCAGUUAUCUCCUUUACUGCAACUAGUCCCACUCUGUCAUCUGGCUCUGUGCCUUACUUUUUUCGUGCAACACUAAGUGAUGUAGCUCAAGUGAAUUGCAUUGCUGCUCUCAUUAAGGGCUAUGGUUGGAGAGAAGUGGUACCAAUCUAUGAAGACACAGACUAUGGUAGGGGCAUCAUACCAUACUUGGUUGAUGCCCUCCAAGAGUUUGGAGCUUCUAUAUCUUAUCGUAGUGCAAUCCCUGUAUCAGCAAGCAGUGACCAACUUGAACAAGAACUCUACAAGCUAAUGACAAUGCAAACAAGGGUAAACAUUGUGCACAUGUCAUCCUCUAUUGCCUCUACUCUCUUCACAAAGGCCAAGGAGUUAGGAAUGAUGAGUGACAUGUAUGCAUGGAUUGUGACAGAUGGGAUUGCAAAUAUCAUUAACUCAGUCAACCCUUCAAUUCUUGAUGCAAUGAAUGGUGCACUGGGUGUGAAAUUCUAUGUGCCUAAAUCAAAGGAACUUGAUGAUUUCACUACAAGAUGGAACAAGAGGUUUAAACAAGACUACCCAAAUGACCCGCCAUCUCAGCUAGGCACUUUCGGACUCUGGGGUUAUGAUGCUAUUUGGGCCUUGGCACAAGCAGCAGAGAAAGUUAGCAAGGUAGAUCACGAUAUAUUUCACAAGCAGCAGCACAGGAUGAACUCAACGUGUUUUGGAACUAUGGGUAUGUCUACAAUUGGUCCAAAACUCCUAGAUGAAAUCAUACACAAUAAGUUCAGAGGCCUAAGUGGUGAUUUUGACCUUGAAAAUAGGCAGCUGCAACCUUCCAUAUUCCAGAUAAUUAAUAUGGUUGGACGAGGUUCACAAGAGAUAUGCUUUUGGACAGCAAAGCAUGGGAUCAUUAGGCAGCUGGAUCAAAAUGGAUCAAAAAUAACAAAUGUAAACUCAAUGCCUGAUCUUAAUCCAGUAAUUUGGCCAGGAGACCUUUAUGUGGUACCUAAAGGAUGGCAAAUUCCUACUAAUGGAAAGAAGCUCCGUGUAGGUGUACGGACAAGUGGAUAUCCUGAGUUUAUGAAGGUGGAAAGAGAUCCUAUCACCAGUGCAAUAACUGCUACUGGAUAUGCCAUUGAUGUAUUUGAAGAGGUGUUAAAGAGACUACCGUAUGCAAUACCUUAAGAAUAUGUAGCAUUUGAUAAUGCAGACUCUGGGAGCUAUAAUGAUUUUGUCUACCAAGUUCAUCUUGGGAUAUAUGAUGCAGCAAUCGGAGAUAUAACCAUCAGGUCCAAUAGAACUUCCUAUGCCGACAUCACGCUACCUUACACUGAAUCUGGAGUAGCAAUGAUUGUGCCAGUCAAGGAUGACACGAAUAAGAAAGCAUUUUUCCUGAAGCCAUUAACUACUGACUUGUGGUUUGGAAGCAUUGCAUUCUUCAUUUACACAGGGAUUGUCAUCUGGCUAUUGGAGAGACGAAUCAAUAAUGCUGAACUGACUGGUUCAUUUUUUCGCCAGCUUGGGAUAGCAAUACAUUUCUCCUCCUUUGCAGAUAGGGAGAGGGUGGACAGUAUACUGUCUAGAUUGGUUGUCAUUGUAUGGGUCUUUGUAGUCCUCGUGAUAACGUCAAGUUAUACGGCCAAUCUAUCAUCAAUACUAACUGUGCAACAGCUUCAACCCACAGAAACUGAUGUUCAUGAACUCAUAAAAGGUGAAUAUGUAGGGUAUCAUAACGGUUCUUAUGUGGGAGAUCUAUUAGAAGAACUUGGCUUUGACAGAAGAAAGGUCAGAGCAUAUGAAACUUCAGAUGAUUUUGCUGAUGCACUAUCUAAAGGAAGCAAAAAUGGUGGUAUAGCCGCAGUCAUACAUGAAGUUCCAUACAUCAAAAUAUUUCUUUCGAAGCAUUGCAAAGGUUACACAAUGGUUGGACCAAUUUACAAAUCCGAAGGCUUUGGCUUUGCAUUCCCCAAGAGAUCCCCUAUAGUCAAUGACUUCUCCAGGACAAUCCUCAGCAUAACAGAAGGAGAUGCUAUCAUUCAGAUAGAAAAGAAAUGGAUCGGAGAUCAACAUGCCUGUCAAAAUGAUGGUGCCAUUGCCAGCCCAAGCAGUCUAAACUUCAAAAGUUUUUCAGGACUCUUUCUGGUCACAGGAGUUGCUUCAACUUCUGCUCUUUUAAUAGCCCUGGCGAUGUUACUCUAUAAGAAUAAGCACAAGAUAAGGAACAGUAUAAGUCGAGUCCAGACUCAGGGAGGAUAUGGAUCAGAGCAUGCAAGCAGACAGAAUCAAGAAAGAGAACUAGAUUACAACUAGGCCCGGAGCAUGCAGGUAAUAGUGCCAAACGAUCCAGAAGAUGGUAUAUGCCAACAGGAGAUAGAAAUAUGCAUAGAAUUCGCAAGCCCUGGUUCAGAGGUCCAACCAAGUCCUAAUUUUGCAUCUCGCGAGACACCAGGCAACAGUUUGUUGUGCAAUGACAAGUCAGCCUAAUCUAGAUUUCCAUGCCUCCAUUCUCCAGAAUUUGCCCGUGCCAAGUAUAUGCGUACUGAUAUGUGCAUCCCUGCAUUUCAGUCAAUACACCAGCUGACCAGCAACCCAACAGUAAGUUACUCGCAUAUGUAAACUGGUCAGAAAACCAGGAACCAAUCAGUAAGCUAAUUCCAUAUGUAGUCUAGUUAGGCAUCAAAUGUACAUAAACCAGCCAUACCAUUCCUGUGAUCCAAGGAAUUGCCAGGCUGAAUAAACUUGCCUGAUGGUUAGAUUCUUUUGUG
Panicum hallii is the source of this 4549-nucleotide messenger RNA. RefSeq names its product glutamate receptor 2.7-like. Gene Ontology annotation, molecular function: signaling receptor activity; ligand-gated monoatomic ion channel activity. NCBI's taxonomy places the organism in Eukaryota, Viridiplantae, Streptophyta, Magnoliopsida, Poales, Poaceae. The record is from RefSeq and is a predicted model, not a curated record. Gene Ontology annotation, cellular component: plasma membrane.